Symbiodinium necroappetens is the source of this 439-nucleotide messenger RNA. Lineage: Eukaryota; Dinophyceae; Suessiales; Symbiodiniaceae. The record is from the annotation of a GenBank genome assembly.
GGGGUCCGAGAUGCUAUCGUCCUUGGUGGUGAAGGCCCAACACCAAAAGCACGGCCUGCAGUCGGACAUCGGAAGGAAGCAGUUCGGCUUCGGUCGCGAGGAGCUGGAUGGCGGGGCGAGUUACUACGAAGGGGAGUUCAAGCUUUUCCUGAGGAAUGGGCAUGGGACGCUGGAGAACACGGAGACCGGCCUCAAGUACGUCGGCCAGUUCGAGGUCGACAAGUUCCACGGCAAAGGCAGGCACGUCUGGCCGGAUGGCAGCUACUAUGAAGGCGACUGGCGAAAUGGAAGGAAGCAGGGCCAAGGCACCUACGUCAGCGAAGAGAACCUCAAGUACACGGGAGCCUGGCAUGAUGGAAAGCGGCACGGCAAAGGCAUUCAGGAAUAUGCAAACGGCGAUUCCUACGAUGGAUGGUGGUACAACGGCAGCUUGACGGAU